Messenger RNA from Sphaerulina musiva SO2202, 1015 nucleotides. RefSeq names its product NADH-ubiquinone oxidoreductase. Gene Ontology annotation, biological process: mitochondrial electron transport, NADH to ubiquinone. The record is from RefSeq and is a predicted model, not a curated record. The transcript is spliced from 3 exons. The coding region runs from base 30 to 701 and encodes 223 amino acids. Lineage: Eukaryota; Fungi; Ascomycota; Dothideomycetes; Mycosphaerellales; Mycosphaerellaceae.
CGACGCUUAUUUCUUCCCAUACCACCACAAUGCUUCAACGAGGCACACAGAGGCUGUUCCCAGCUAUCGGCAGGCGAGCUAUCGGCGCGCGAUCAUACAGCUCCUUCACUACCGAUAACACAAUCCCAGCCAACAGCCCGCAACAACCUACUCGACGAUCUCCAGUAUCGAGCACGAAUGCUCUCCCCACAGUUGCGCACGGCGCUCAGGAUGAAGCUCUCGUAGAGCAGGCUGAAGAGGCGGAGCACAAGCGUGUCAUGCAAGCCCCGAACAGGGCUACUGUCUGGAGCAGGAGCCAGAAGCCACGGGCGGAGGCAAUGGUUGGACCACGAUUUGAACAGACAAUCAUGGAAGAUCAGCCACGUCCGCUUGCUGCCAUUGAGCUUAUCCACAAGCAACCAGUGCGUUGGACAAAGGAACGUGUUGUAUCUUGCGAUGGAGGAGGCGGACCACUGGGACAUCCGAGGAUCUUCAUCAAUGUGGACAAGCCACAGAUCUGCAUGUGCACGUACUGCGGGCUGCCAUUUGCCCAUGAGCACCACCGCAAGCACCUUCAGAGCUUGCCUUCAACCACGUAUCCUCUUGAGCCUACUGGUGACGCUGCGCAGAUUCCAGCAGCCGAUAUGAACUCGGGUAACGCGAGGACUGGCGCAACUACCCCUUACCAGACUGCGACUGGGGAGGCGUAUGGGCAGAGAUAGAAAGCCGAGUGAGCAAUGCGAGACACUGUAUAUUGACGUGAUACAUCCCGAGAACCAUUUCCCUUCACAUAUCUGUCUAAAAGAUACACGAAGUGGAGCGCUUCUUCAUUACGCCACCAAACUCACGGUUUCGACAGUCCUAGCGUCCAUGCCCUAUCGAGUGGUCAUGAAACACGAUUCCUGACAAGGACUAUCCAGCUCUUACCGGGCCUUGCUCCCUGGUAUAAUAGAACACCACAUUAUCGCGAGCGACCACUCGGACGGGGGGAAUAUGCACUCCUGCUUCUGGAGCAUACAAGAUGAAUACAUAUGCC